Molecule: messenger RNA, 581 nt
Organism: Oncorhynchus gorbuscha (pink salmon)
Lineage: Eukaryota; Metazoa; Chordata; Actinopteri; Salmoniformes; Salmonidae
Product: lysophosphatidylcholine acyltransferase 1-like
Exons: 4
Coding region: 213-581 (122 amino acids)
Molecular function (GO): calcium ion binding
Source: RefSeq, a predicted model, not a curated record
CAUUAGGUUCAGACAUUAGAUUCAGACAUUAGAUUCAGACAUUAGGUUUAGACAUUAGGUUUAGACAUGUGCUUUGCCAGAUUCCUUCUAACCAGUAACUCUUCACUCUGUUCGUCUCUCUUCUCCUCCAGCAGGAAGACAACGUGAUAGACAUCAGAGAAUAUGUCAUCGCCUUAUCGGUUGUAUGCAGACCUGCUAAAACUCUGGAGACCAUGAAACUGGCCUUCAGGAUGUUUGAGGCGGAGGAGGACGGUGCGAUCACAGUGGCUGAGUUGGCCUGCAUCCUAAAGACGGCGUUAGGAGUGGCUGACCUCGACGUCUCACGUCUCUUCGCUGCUAUCGACACAGAGGACACGGGGAAACUCACCUUUGGCAAGUUCAGGAGCUUUGCAGAGCAUCACCCAAACUUCAGUGAGGACUACCUGUCCACAGACAAUACAGGCCGUAACGGCUGUCCUCACCAGCCCAAGGCCACGCCCAACGCCAAGCCUCAGACCAACGGCUUCUGCCUGACUUCAGCCCAAAGGCCCACAGGCAACCUCAGCAUGGUUAUGUACAAGAACCGUAAACUCAACGGCUAA